This is a messenger RNA of Triticum turgidum subsp. durum (durum wheat), 825 nucleotides long. NCBI's taxonomy places the organism in Eukaryota, Viridiplantae, Streptophyta, Magnoliopsida, Poales, Poaceae. The record is from the annotation of a GenBank genome assembly.
AUGGCCGCCGACGCCGCCUACGUGAAGCGGGUGCUGCUCGCCUGCAACGGCGGCGGCGACGCCGUCUCGCGGGGGGUCGCCGUCGGCCUAGCCAGGCACGGCUGCAGGCUGGUCCUGGUGGGCGACGAGGGCGCCCUGGCCGCGACGGCGGAGGAGGCGCGGCGCUGCGCGGCCGGAGGGGCGGCGGCCGUCGCGGUGGUUGGGCUGGACUUCGCGGCCUGCGACGAGGCGGCCGUCGGCGCCGCGGUGGAGGCGGCCUGGCGCUGCUUCGGGGACGGCGGACUCGACGCCCUGGUCAACUGCUGCUCCUACGAGGGGGAAGUGCAAGACUGCCUCAGCGUGACUGAAGAUGAGUACAACAAGACCAUGAAAGUCAAUGUAAUCACACCCUGGCUUCUGAUAAAGGCGAUCGCCAAGCGGUUCCGCGAUGCGCAGUCCGGCGGCUCUGUGGUAUGCUUGACCCAGAUCAUCGGCGCCGAGAGAGGAUUGUAUCCGGGGGCGGCGGCAUAUGGCACAAGUUUAGGCGCCGUUCACCAGCUCGUCAGACUAUCGGCGAUGGAGCUCGGCAAGCACAAGAUCAGGGUGAAUGCCGUCUGCCGCGGCCUCCACCUGGGGGACAAGUUCCCUGUCUCUGUUGGGGAGGAGAAGGCCGAGAAGGCGACCAGGGAGGUAAUGCCGCUGCGGCGGUGGCUGGACCCAGAGAAGGACCUCGCUUCCACGGUGCUGUACCUGGUCGGCGACGACUCCCGCUUCAUGACAGGCACCACCAUCUACGUCGACGGCGCACAGUCCAUAGUGCGCCCUCGCAUGCGUUCCUUCCUGUAG